Molecule: messenger RNA, 774 nt
Organism: Rhea pennata
Lineage: Eukaryota; Metazoa; Chordata; Aves; Rheiformes; Rheidae
Gene: SHISA4
Product: shisa family member 4
Exons: 5
Coding region: 80-688 (202 amino acids)
Source: RefSeq, a predicted model, not a curated record
CCGAGCCCAGCCCGGCCCCCCCCCACCCCCCGGGGCAGGCGGCGCUGCGGGCAGCGGCUCCCCACGACCCGCAGGCAGGAUGGGUCCCGGCGGCCCCAGGACCGGCUGGCCCUUGGCCAGCACCGUGCUGGUGGCCGUGGCCACCUCGCUGGUGGCGGGGGGCGAGGACUGCCUGUGGUACGUGGACAGGAACGGCUCGUGGCACCCCGGCUUCGACUGCGACUUCUUCACCUUCUGCUGCGGCACCUGCCACCAGCGGUACUGCUGCCGCGACCCGCUGCGCCUCAUCACCGAGCGCCAGCAGCGGCACUGCCUGGCCUUCAGCCCCAAGACCAUCGCGGGCAUCGCCUCGGCCGUGGUGCUCUUCCUCGCCAUCGUCACCACCAUCGUCUGCUGCUUCAUGUGCUCCUGCUGCUACCUGUACCAGCGCCGGCAGCACCUGCGGACGCCCCUGCAAGGCCCCGAGAUCCCGCUGGCGAGCUACCCUGCUGCCCCCGCCGCCCCCUACGCCGCGGACCCCAAGGCCGGCCCGGCGCCCCCGCAGCCCGGCUUCGCCCCCGUGGCCGUGUACCCGCCGGCCGGCCCCGCCGCCCAGUACCCGCUUUACCCAGCCGGACCCCCCGUGUACAACCCCACGGUGCCGCCGCCGCCCUACGUCCCGGCACAGCCCAGCUACCCGGGGGUCUGAGCAUCCCCCCGUCGGACGCCCCCCUCCUGCCCGGACCCCCACGCUGCGAGCAAGGGGCGAUGCCGCGGCGCGGGAACGGCCCCCCG